AUGGUGAGCCCUUCCUUCCUGUCCUGCCUCCUCCUCCUGCCGCUGGGCACCUGCUUUCCUCUACUGGACGGAGAAGAGCCCAUGGACACCACGGGGGCCGUCGGAGGGGAGAUGAGCUGGGCCGGCCUGGCCAGGGGACACGGCGUCCACCUCCCGUGGGGCUCCUCUCAGUGGCCGAGCGCUCCGCACCCACAUGCCCUGCUCGUCGUGCCCAAGGAGCUGCAGAUGUCGGGCAGAGCGCGUGCUGGCGCCGGGCUCCGGCCCGGGAGGCGGGACGAGGACAGCGCGGCCGCUGGCCCCCCCCUGGCUGAUGGCGAGAAGGCCAGGAGCCCGUUAGGGACGCUGGCCGAGGAGCUCAGCGGCUACAGCAGGAAGAAAGGCGGCUUCAGCUUCCGCUUCGGCCGGCGGUGA
Molossus molossus (Pallas's mastiff bat) is the source of this 411-nucleotide messenger RNA. RefSeq names its product pyroglutamylated RFamide peptide (gene QRFP). Lineage: Eukaryota; Metazoa; Chordata; Mammalia; Chiroptera; Molossidae. Gene Ontology annotation, molecular function: orexigenic neuropeptide QRFP receptor binding. The transcript has a single exon. The coding region runs from base 1 to 411 and encodes 136 amino acids. The record is from RefSeq and is a predicted model, not a curated record.